AUGGGCCUGGAAGAUUUUGUCGAGGAGGUGGUCGACGCUGUUGACGGCCAGGACGCCGCCGAGCAAGUAGCAGCCGAUAAGACCGGUAACGAUUCCAAGGAAGAUGCCGUUGUUGACAGCAUCGUCGAUGAAGUGGCAGAGAAGGAAGGCGUUCCGGCUGCUCUCCUCCCGGAGAUCAACAAUGUUGUUAACGAUGAGUUCAACAAGAUGUAA
Messenger RNA from Sordaria macrospora k-hell, 213 nucleotides. RefSeq lists its product as uncharacterized. The record is from RefSeq and is a predicted model, not a curated record. NCBI's taxonomy places the organism in Eukaryota, Fungi, Ascomycota, Sordariomycetes, Sordariales, Sordariaceae.